GACCAGCACACACACACCCCUCAGCACCGGGGAUGCAUCCUCGCGGCACGGGCACGGACAACUCCUCGUUAGAGCCGACUUUAGGAUGGUGAAGAAAUCUCUCAACGGCGGGGUUUACCCAACUCAAGCCGGGGAGAAGAAGCACAAAGUCGGUUUUGUCGGAUUGGACCCCGGGGCUCCUGAAUCCAGCAGGGACGGGGCGCUGCUCAUUGCGGGCUCGGACAGCACCAAGCGGAACAGCAUCCUCUGCAGACCGAGGUCCAGCAUCUCCGCCGGGAGACCCCGACCAUCGAAGAAAAAUGCCAGCUAUCGGAAACUACAGAGUUUCCUCUACAAUGCGCUGGAGAGACCGCGGGGAUGGGCGUUCAUCUACCACGCUUAUGUCUUCCUCUUGAUCUUCUCCUGUCUCAUCCUCUCAGUGUUUGCCACCAUCAGAGAGUUCAAGAAUAGCUCAGAGAGUGCCUUGUACAUCCUGGAAAUAGUGACCAUCGUGGUGUUUGGAGUGGAGUACAUCGUGAGGAUAUGGGCGGCUGGCUGCUGCUGUCGGUACAGAGAAUGGAGAGGGAGGCUCAAGUUCGCCAGAAAGCCUUUCUGUGUCAUAGACAUCAUGGUGCUGAUCGCCUCCGUGUCAGUGCUGGCGGCCGGUUCUCAGGGCAAUGUGUUCGCCACCUCGGCCAUCAGGAGUUUGAGAUUCCUGCAGAUCCUGCGCAUGCUGCGUAUGGACCGCCGGGGGGGCACCUGGAAGCUGCUGGGAUCUGUAGUUUACGCCCACAGCAAGGAGCUCAUCACAGCGUGGUACAUCGGCUUCCUGUGCCUCAUCCUGGCUUCAUUCCUGGUCUACUCCGUGGAAAAAGAUUCAAAUACUGAGUUUGAGACCUAUGCUGAUGCCCUUUGGUGGGGACUGAUAACUCUCACCACCAUUGGUUAUGGUGAUAAGGUUCCAAAGACCUGGAAUGGUCGCAUGCUGGCAGCCGCGUUCAGCAUGAUCGGGGUGGCCUUCUUUGCACUUCCUGCUGGCAUCCUGGGUUCUGGCUUUGCCCUGAAGGUACAAGAGCAACACAGGCAGAAACAUUUUGAGAAGAGACGUACCCCUGCAGCAGGCCUCAUCCAGGGUGCUUGGAGGUUUUAUGCUACCAACCUUUCCCGGACAGAUUUGAUGUACACUUGGGAUUUUUACGAGCAGACUGUAGCGAUCCCAAUGUACAGACUCAUUCCACCUCUGAAUCAGCUGGACCUGCUGAGGAAUCUGAAGGGAAAGUCAUUCAGGAAGGACUCUCAAGCUGAAACCUCUCCCAGUCGGAAGCCCAGCCUGAAGGACAAGGUGUUCCCAAGUCCUUCCAAGGGGAAAGCUCAGUCUCCGGAGGAGGGGGCCGAGGCCAGUCCAAGCAAAGUUGCAAAGAGCUUGAGUUUCAAUGAGAAGAACCGAGGGCCAAAGCACGCCUUCAAAGUCCGGGGCAGCGCCUCACGCCAAAACUCAGAGGAGGCCAGCCUCCCAGGAGAGGAAAUUGGUGAUGAUAAGAGCUGCCACUGUGAGUUUCUCACUCAGGAAUUACCUCCAGGUGUGAGGGUGACAAUAAGGGCAAUAUGCAUCAUGAAGUUUCUGGUGUCAAAGAGGCGGUUCAAAGAGAGCUUGCGGCCUUAUGAUGUCAUGGACGUGAUCGAGCAGUACUCUGCAGGUCACUUGGACAUGCUGUCCCGUAUCAAGAACCUGCAGUCCAGAGUUGACCAGAUAGUUGGUAAAGGGCCCAAAGGUGACGGAGAGGCUUCAGAUGACCAGAGCAUGAUGGGACGUCUGGUGAAAGUGGAGAAGCAGGUGGUCUCUAUGGACAGGAAACUAGAUUUCCUGGUCAAUGUGUACGUGCAACGUAUGGGCAUCCCUCGAUCAGAAACAGAUGCCUUUUUCAACUCCAAAGAGCCGUAUCCAGCCCCGCCUUACCACAGCCCCGAGGAGGAGAAGGAGGGCAAAGAGGAGUUGAAGGAGGAGAAGGAGGUGCAGGUAUGCUCACCUGCAGAACUCCCCUGCUCUGACAGCUCUUUGGAAAAGAAAGAUCCUUUACUGGGUCGCUCUGUGCCGAUAUCGAUGGGCACUCCCUCUGGCAGCCACAGCCGCGCUUCUACCUCCUGGCAGCACCAGCUGCAGCACCCCCUCAGCCAGCCCGCCUGGAACAGCAGCGUGGCCAACUCCCCAUCACCAGUGGGAGGCAGCAGAGACCAUUCACCCAACCUGUUCCGCCUCCCGCCUCCACCUGCUCCAGUUCACGAGCGAGGCUCUUCUGGCCCGGGCAGCAGAGAGAGCGACUCCCAGAGCAGGAGGCGCCACCGGAGGCCGAGGUGCCAGCAGGACGCCGCCGCUGUAGAGAGCGAUACUUCUCUAUCCAUCCCGUCUGUUGACCACGAGGAGCUGGAUCGCUCCUUCAGCGGCUUCAGCAUCUCCCAGGCAAAGGAGGACUUCUUUGGGCCGACUUUCUUCACAGGCUCAGGAAGGGGCGCCAACGCAGCGCCUGCAGCCGCCGCUGCUCCUUCAAUCUGUGCCAGGGUACGACCCUUCAUAGCAGAGGGCGAAUCAGACACAGACUCCGAGCUCUACGCCCCCUCACCUCUGUCAUUCACCGGAGAGGUCACAUGCGGAGAAAAGGGGUGGCCCGGACUGAAGUAGGUCAGGAAGAACUGCUACGCCCGGCAGAGGCGCAUCAGGUGACCUAUCAUGUGACCUUGUAGCCAACUGACUGACUGUUGCUGCUGACCGUGCUAUUUAAGGUUAAAAGUUAAGUCAGCGAUUCUAAAGAAAGGUUGUUGAUAUUUGAACUCAAUACCAACAAAUACCCUGCUCCAGAUUUACUAUCCCUCCCACUGCCUUUCCCUUUAUAAAUACAUCCAUGUUCUGCCCCCGGUUGCUGAUUGGCUGGAAUGGUGUUGUGUCCCUUUGCUGUUUUCACACUUACAGAACCAGGGCUGUGAAAGAACAAACACAGAGCAGACGGUUAGCAAACUCAAAGGGAGAUAUUUACUCAAGUUGACAAAAGUUGCAUUCGAUUAGAAUAGCGGACUCCACCUUUAGGCGUAUGGUUAUAAUUAGCAGUUUAUAACUGAAAAUAAAAUCAAAGGGUCGUUUGUAUCACCUUUUUUGUUUAUUAAAGGUAGGGUAGGUAAGUUUGAGAAACCGGCUCGAGAUACACUUUUUGUUAUAUUCCAU
Messenger RNA from Trematomus bernacchii (emerald rockcod), 3193 nucleotides. RefSeq names its product potassium voltage-gated channel subfamily KQT member 2 (gene kcnq2b). Lineage: Eukaryota; Metazoa; Chordata; Actinopteri; Perciformes; Nototheniidae. Gene Ontology annotation, biological process: potassium ion transport; transmembrane transport. The transcript has 15 exons. Gene Ontology annotation, molecular function: voltage-gated potassium channel activity. The coding region runs from base 86 to 2656 and encodes 856 amino acids. Gene Ontology annotation, cellular component: membrane. The record is from RefSeq and is a predicted model, not a curated record.